ACCUCCCGGACUCGUCCCGCCAUGAAGGCCGCCAACCCGAAUCCGAAGCACAUGCCAAUGCCUCCACCCGCGGCGGCAGCGGCGGCGCCGCGCAACCCGCAGGCCCCCUCCUCCAGGGCGUCGUCGUCGUCGUCGUCUGCUGCCGACCACAACCCCAACAAGCGCCCCCACCCCGGCAACGCCGCCGCCGCCGCCGCCGCCGCCACCAGUGGUGCCGCGCCCGCGCCCCCGGACCCUCCCCCGAGCCUCAACGGGGAGGCCGGCCGGUCCCCUCUGCUCCCCGCACCGCACCCGCAGGCGCACCCGCCUCCCCGGGGCGCGUCGCCGCUGCUGCUGCCGCCGCCGCCGCCCGUGCCCCUGCCCCCCGUCGCGGCCGCGGUGGAGGCCGUGAUGAACGCCAUCCCGCCGCCGCCGCCGUACGGGCUGGAGGACCUCGACCGCCGCACCGUCGCGCUCUCCGACGGCACCGUGCGCACCUACUUCGCGCUCCCGCACGAGCCGCCGCCGCAGCUCCGCCAGCCGCCGCCGCCGAUACCGGCGCACCUCUUGGCCCCACCGCCGCCGCCGCCACCGCUGGUCCCGCUGCGCCCGCCCCUCGAGCGGUGGGCUCCGCCGCCCAUGCCUGCGCUUCUGCCCACUGCUGGGCUGCUUCCCAUGCCGGUCCCGAAGCGGAAGUGGGAGGAUCAGGCCAAUGGGGGUGCGCCUGGGCAAUCCUCUGGACGCCAGCAGCAGCAGCAGAAGGCUGAGGCGCGUGCCGUGAAGCAGGUGAAGGUGGAAGAGACGGGGGUGGACCCCAAGGCGCUGAAGAGCUCCUUUCUUAAGAUGGUGAAGCUGAUGAAUGAGAAUGAAGCAGAUAAGAAGAAUUACCGGGCCAAUGGGAAGCUUUCCCAGCUGAAGUGCCCUGUCUGUCAAAGGUAUGCUGAAAAUCUGAAAGAUUUUGCCUUGUUGAUUUAAUCCUAUGUUUGGAUGUGGUUAGCUGAGUGCAAAAAGUUCAAACUCAAUUUAGAUACCAACCAACAUUGGAAGUGAAAGUGAUACAUGAUAAAUGAGUCGUCAACAUAAUGUUGUUGGUAGUAUUUCAUUAUACUAGCACAUAAGUGGAUUCCAUGUAGCACCUUUUCUCCCCCUAAAAAGAAGGGGGCAAAAUAUAACAAAUGAUUUUGGAUUAGUGUUAGAUAAUCUUAACAAUUGAAAAAAAAAACUGUUGUUAUGUUUGACCUUUUGGAUUUACCAUGGAAUGGCACUUCCACAGAUUGUUUAUGUAAUUCUUCAACGAUUGGUAUUUUGUCUGCACUCAUCUUUCUCCUUGGUUAGCUUCUCUAUUUGUCCAUUUUUUUUAUAUACAUGUACCAGUUUCUUAAUCAAUAAAGUUAUACCGUUUGACGUUUUUCGUGUACUAUUAGUAAAAUAAUGGAAGAUACCAAGGUUGAGAGUCAACUAAAAGUGAAUUUAAACAAGGAAUCUAUAAAUGGAAGAUAUCUAGGUAGAGAGUCAAUUAAAAAUGAAUUGAAAUAAGGAAUCCUUGGUUAGUCUUUGUUUGCAGUUCCUGAUAGU
Molecule: messenger RNA, 1554 nt
Organism: Panicum hallii
Lineage: Eukaryota; Viridiplantae; Streptophyta; Magnoliopsida; Poales; Poaceae
Product: formin-like protein 20
Exons: 1
Coding region: 22-954 (310 amino acids)
Source: RefSeq, a predicted model, not a curated record